GUGAACCUGGACUUUUAUCGAGACAGAACGAUCCUAUCAACGAAUAUUGACACAAAUCUACAUCUCGUCAAAAACCGUAUCAAAGAGAUAGCCGACGAUCUAGCAUUCGAUACCUCGAACUACACAUCCCUGGAUUGAUCGCACAAAAUCACCCAAUCACAAAAAGACCACUUGGGAAGAAACAAGGCCUACCGAAGAAAGAAGGGCACCAAAGAAAACAAAAGAAGAUGGCCCUCGUCCGCGACCCCAUGUUCUGGCGGCGCUUCUCCCGCGCGAUCCACCUCGACGAAGAAGCCAAAGGGCUCAGCCCUCCAAACGAAUCCAAGCCAGUCGCAGGGUCGGGCGAGACGGUAUCAUCCAUAUCGUCCUCGUCAGCCGAAAUCGCAGCCCACGAGAAGGUUCCUUCUAUCAAGAAGUCUGCUGUGUGCUCAGAUGAAUGGCUCCAGAAUGAACGCCGCAAGCGGAAUAGGAGUAUCAUUCGCGGCAUGAUUGGAAUUGGUGUCUUUGCCGCUAUUAUUAUCGUUGUGGUUGUCGUUCUUUGGUGGCUGUCGAGGCAUAAUUGGAUGAGGGAUUGAGUCUCAUCUUUAUGUCUCUGUUUUAUUAUGUUUUUACUUUUAGCGUUGAGAGUGUGGGAGAGGCAGACAAAGAAGGAAGGACGAAAGAAAAGAAAAAAAAAGAAAAACGGUCAAUUAUGCACACGGGCGCUCAGGUUUGGAUUCGAUUUUCUGUUCUUUUUUUUUGUUUUUGUUUUUCUUUUCGCUUAUUCUAGCU
Messenger RNA from Aspergillus candidus, 771 nucleotides. RefSeq lists its product as uncharacterized. NCBI's taxonomy places the organism in Eukaryota, Fungi, Ascomycota, Eurotiomycetes, Eurotiales, Aspergillaceae. The transcript is spliced from 2 exons. The record is from RefSeq and is a predicted model, not a curated record. Bases 228 to 575 code for a protein of 115 amino acids.